Poeciliopsis prolifica (blackstripe livebearer) is the source of this 579-nucleotide messenger RNA. RefSeq names its product gastrula zinc finger protein XlCGF57.1-like. Gene Ontology annotation, cellular component: nucleus. Gene Ontology annotation, molecular function: RNA polymerase II transcription regulatory region sequence-specific DNA binding; DNA-binding transcription factor activity, RNA polymerase II-specific. NCBI's taxonomy places the organism in Eukaryota, Metazoa, Chordata, Actinopteri, Cyprinodontiformes, Poeciliidae. The record is from RefSeq and is a predicted model, not a curated record. Gene Ontology annotation, biological process: regulation of transcription by RNA polymerase II. The annotation marks the transcript as partial. The transcript has 2 exons.
UGCACAACCUGUGGGAAAAGUUUUUUGUUUAAAUCUCAUUUACUUGCUCAUAUUGAGAUUCAUACAGGUGAGAAAUCUUUCUCUUGUGAGACCUGUGGGAAAAGUUUCACUCGAAAAUCUCAUUUAGUUCAACACAUGAGAUCUCACACAGGUGAGAAACCUUUCUCAUGUGAGAACUGUGGAAAAAGUUUCACUCGAAAGGAAAGCUUAACUGUUCACAUGAGAUGUCACACGGGUGAGAAGGUUCUCAAUUGUGGCACUUGUGGAAGAAAUUGUUUGACUAGAUCUCAUUUAGUUCAACACAUGAGAUCUCACACAGGUGAGAAACCUUUCUCAUGCGAGAUUUGUAGAAAAAGUUUCACUCAUAAAACCAGCUUAACUGCUCACAUGGUAACUCAUACAGGUGAGAAGCCUUUCUCAUGUGGGAUUUGUGAAAAGGGUUUCAGUCAAAAACAACACUUAACUUCUCACAACAGAAUUCACACAGGUGAGAAGCCUUUCUCAUGUGUGAUUUGUGGGAAAAGUUUCCCUUAUAAAAAAAGUUUAGAACGUCACAGGAGAAUUCACACUGGUGAGAAG